AAGACCCCGACCCGACAAAGUCCAAUAAUUCAGGCCUAGAGACCAGACCCAAGACCAAACACAACUCUCCGAGGAAAUUGGGAACUCCGACCGACAGAGCCUUGAGAAGAAUCCCGUCAGCCCACAGACAGAAAACACAGACGACAUCGCAACAUCCUCAUCCGCCACUCCUCAGACCGGCAGCAACGAGAUGCUAACGCAACAUCAACACCAACUGCCGCCGCCGUCGCCGCGCCCAACGACUCCCACCGCCGCCGCCGGCAAGGACAACGGCAGCAGAACCACCAAGAUCUCCGUCAUCCUAACCGUCUCCUUCUUCUCCCUCCUCUUCAUCUUGACCCUCUCAUCCUCCUCCUCUUCCCCCAAUUCCUCCUCCUCCUCCUCCGCCCGGGUCCGACCCGACCCGCGCCUCUUCCCGGCUCGGCGACCCACCUUCUCCAAAAUCCCUUCCGAUCCCGCCCCGCCUUCCGUCGCCUACCUGAUCACCGGAUCGAAAGGCGACUCCGGCCGGAUCCUCCGCCUCCUCUACGCCGUCUACCACCCGAAAAACCGCUACUUGCUCCACCUCGACCCCUCCGCCGCGCCGGCCGAGCGGGAGCGGCUGGCCCUGGCCGUUGAAUCGGUCCCCGUCUUCCGGGCUGCCCAGAAUGUAGAUGUGAUUGGGAAGCCGGAUUUUGCAUACCGGCGAGGUUCGUCGCCGGUUGCGGCUACUUUACACGGCGCGUCUCUGUUGCUGAAGUUGUCCAAGAAUUGGGAUUGGUUUGUUCGCCUGGGAGCUGCUGAUUACCCUCUUGUUACCCAAGAUGAUCUGCUCCACAUAUUCUCCUACUUGCCCAAGGGUCUCAAUUUCGUGAGUCACAGUAAUUACAUUGGCUGGAAAGAGUAAAUUUUUAACUUUUUCAUCGUUUUCUGGUCUCGAUUCACUGUUUCCUUGGGUUGUGAUGAUUCAAGUGUUUUUAUUAAACGUUGGGUUACUACAGGUCUAGAAGAUUGAAACCAAUCAUUGUUGAUCCAGGGCUUUAUCUGGCCGAGAAAAGCUACAUGUUCCAUGCCACUCAGCGGCGACCGUUGCCUACUUCUUUCAAGUUAUUUACAGGCUCUUCCUUCUCAUUUCUCAGUCGUAACUUCGUCGAGCACUGCAUCCUUGGUACAGACAACCUCCCAAGGAUCUUGCUGAUGUACUUCUCAAACACAAUGUCCUCCAUAACCAGCUACUUCCCUACAGUGCUAUGCAACUCGCCUCAAUUCAACAGGACGGUUAUAAACCAGGACUUGCAGUACAAAAUCCUGGAUCAGUCCUUCAGGCAGGAGCCUCGUGCCCUGAACUCCACCGACUUCAAUGCCAUGAUCCGUAGUGGAGCUGCAUUCGCCACCGAGUUCCAGCCUGACGAUCCAGUGCUUGACCGAAUAGACAGUGACGUCCUGGGGAGAAGCCCGGGGGAAAUUGUGCCUGGCGGCUGGUGCUUAGGAGACCCUGCGAACGGUACAUGUUCCGUUUGGGGGGAUGCUAAUGUUCUGAGACCUGGAAAAGGAGCAGCGAGGCUUGAGAAGCGUAUUGUUGAAAUGCUGUCGAAUGGACGGUUCAGGUCUCAGCAGUGUAUAUUUGAAUGAUGUAAUACCCACUCAAUGAUACCACUUACUACACGUAGAAACAGAGUUCAAGAGCGACCGAAAGGAGGAGCUGGUCAAGUUUUGUAACCAAUUAUUUCACACUGAUUAUUUACUGUGACUUGCCUCAAAUACCCAACCAACAAGAACAGAGUCUAACUGAGGUUCCUAAAGAGAUCUACUGUUACAACAAAACUCUCAGUGGCCCUAACUCCUCGCGACUCUUCUACUACAACAAUAGUACAAUACAAUGAUAUGCUACGCCUUCUUCCCUCCAAAGAUGAACUAAUUGUUUAAUCCAGCUAAGGUCAUCCUAUUCCUGAAGAGUGUCAAAUUACAGACAAAGGG
This is a messenger RNA of Linum tenue, 1956 nucleotides long. NCBI's taxonomy places the organism in Eukaryota, Viridiplantae, Streptophyta, Magnoliopsida, Malpighiales, Linaceae. The record is from the annotation of a GenBank genome assembly.